AUGCCCAUGACAAAAUACAGUAAGCUAGUAUCAGAAUGGUGGAAAAGGCUUUCUGCGGACGAAAAAGCGAAAUUGAAACGGCAAUACCAAAUUGAUCGUGAUCAAAAAUUAUUAAAAGAAGUCAAUGCAAUUGAGGUAGCCAAGACAGAAGAAAUCGAAUGUGAAAAUUCGAGACAUCAAAAUGAAGCCAAUAAUUUACCUAAAGGAAUGAUAAGUGAUUGUCAUUUCACAGUAAUACCUACGGAAAGUUUUGAAGAUAUCAAUGAUUUUAUUGAUUUUAUUCAACAAAUUUUACUUUAA
Molecule: messenger RNA, 300 nt
Organism: Funneliformis geosporum
Lineage: Eukaryota; Fungi; Glomeromycota; Glomeromycetes; Glomerales; Glomeraceae
Source: the annotation of a GenBank genome assembly